CCGACACAAAAAUGUGUCUCACGCAGCCACCGCCAGCUCUGAGUUUAUCUUUCGGUUCCGUGAUGUGGACGGCUGGUUCCGGGGCCUGCGGACAAUCUUUCCUGGGAGGUUAUGGAUAGCAGAAUGCCAGUGUCUUGGAUAUGAUGCAAGGCAUUGCACGAUGUUGCAGUCUGCAUGGAGUCUGGACAGCACUUUACCAGUGCCUCAGCUCCCUCAGCAUUGGGCAAGGGCUAUUAUUGGUGCAUUAGCCGUUCUCUGUUUUGGGAUUAGUUAUGAUGGAGACUUUGUCUUUGAUGAUUCAGAAGCUAUUAUCAAUAACAAGGAUCUUAGACCAGAGACACCACUUAGCCACCUUUGGGAACAUGACUUCUGGGGUUCUAACCUGAUCAGCAACACAAGUCAUAAAUCUUAUCGACCACUCACAGUGCUUACAUUCAGGUUGAACUACCUGAUAGCUGGAGGAUUACAUCCAGUUGGCUUCCACGUGGUCAACAUUGCACUUCACAGUGUGAUCUCUGUAAUGACUCUUGAUGUCUUCUCGGUACUUUUAGGUGGUCUAGUACAUGAUGAGAAAGGGAGGCUGCUCAAUAGGGCACCAAAAGCAUCAUUUCUAGCUGCACUGUUCUUUGCUGUGCAUCCAAUACAUACGGAAAGUGUUGCUGGGAUUGUUGGCAGGGCAGAUCUCCUCUGUGCUCUGUUCUUUAUAUUGUCCUUCAUCAGCUAUUGUAAAGCCUUCAGAAAAUAUGAUACAGAAGGAGAGUUCUCUUUUUACUGGAUCUUUGCCAGCUUGCUGCUUUGUGCAAUAGCGAUGCUUUGCAAGGAACAGGGUAUCACAGUCCUGGUGAGAAAGUCACCGUUAUUCAGUUGGGAAAAUGGUGUGAAUACUGUUGUUGAUGCCCUUGUGAUCUGCAAAAUGGACAUCCUACACCUAGGCAUGGCACUGUUACGAAAGCCCAAAUUCUCUGAGAUGCUACUUCUGUGGAAAAGGGGAUUUUUUACACGAAUUCUACUGGUAGCAUCUGGCGGGAUUGCCCUUCUGUACAUCCGCUGGCGGAUCAUGGGCACAGGGCCCCCAGUUUUCACUGAAGUGGAUAACCCAGCAUCCUUUGCAGAUAGUGCUCUUGUGCGGGCAAUUAAUUAUAAUUACUACUACUCUUUGAGCGCAUGGUUAUUAGUCUGUCCCUGGUGGCUGUGCUUUGAUUGGUCAAUGGGCUGUUUACCUCUGAUUAAAUCAAUUGGAGACAUCAGAAUAUUUGCCCCUCUUGUACUUUGGUUCUUCCUUAUUGGGAUCUCGUUUCAAGCCUUAUUCUCCACGAACACGGAUGAAAAAAGAAUCCUUGUCUCUGGAAUUACACUUCUGAUCAUCCCAUUCCUUCCUGCAUCAAACAUUUUCUUCCGAGUAGGGUUUGUGAUUGCAGAGCGGGUAAUCUAUCUCUCCAGCACUGGUUAUUGCAUGCUGUUGGCUUAUGGCAUUUGCAUCUUGUCAAGACAUGGCAGGAGAUUCAAGAACAUCGUGUCGCUUGUAAUAGCAGGCUUGGUAAUUCUGAAUAUUAUGCAGUGUAUCCGGCGUAGUUGCCAUUGGAGAACAGAAGAAGACCUUUUCACAAGCGCACUAUCAGUAUGUCCAUUCAAUGCCAAAGUACACUACAAUGUUGGUAAAAAUCUCGCUGACCGAGGAAAAGAAAUAUCUGCAAUCCAGUACUAUAGAGAAGCUGUCAGACUGAACCCAAAGUAUGUCCAUGCUAUGAACAAUCUAGGAAAUAUCCUGAAGGAAAGGAAGGAGCUACAUGAAGCAGAGAAGUUGCUCUCCAGAGCUGUAGCCAUUCAACCUGAUUUUGCUGCUGCCUGGAUGAAUCUCGGAAUCGUGCAGAACAGUUUGAACAAAUUCGAAGAAGCUGAAAGGAGUUACUGGACAGCAAUAAAAUACAGAAAAAAGUAUCCAGACUGCUACUACAAUCUAGGACGUCUGUAUGCAGAUCUGCACCGUACUGCGGAAGCUCUGAAUGCAUGGCGGAAUGCUACUCUUCUCAAACCUAACCACAGUCUGGCUUGGAAUAACUUGAUCAUAUUACUUGACAAUACAGGUAAUUUAGCACAAGCUGAAGCAGUUGGAAAAGAAGCCCUAAAGUUACUACCCAAUGAUCAUACAAUCAUGUUUUCAUUUGCAAAUGUGCUCGGCAAAUUGAAAAAAUACAAGGAAUCUGAAAAUCUGUUUCUAAAAGCACUACAGAUUAAUCCUACUAUAGCAAGCUAUCAUGGAAAUUUAGCUGUACUUUACCAUCGCUGGGGGAGACUCAGUCUAGCUGAUAAAGAAUACAAGCUUGCUCUGAAGCUUGAUCCAACCUCUCCGGGGAUUGUGGAGAACUACAACUUGCUGAAGAAAAAAUUUGAACAAGUCAAGAAAGGCCAGCAUUGAUGGGAGAAGAUUGAAAGAUAACUGAACUUACAGAACCUCUCUAUCAGAAAAUGGUUAACUCUGACACUAUUGAAAUAAAUUUGCACACAAAUCUCAGCACAAGCCACUGGUACGUCAUGUUUGUACCGUGAAAGUGCUAGUUCCAUGAAUAUGGUUUCCCUGUAUAAUGGCGCCUUCAAAAGUUCACUGAAUUCUGUCUUAAAUGUUACAACAGUUUCAGCACUUGUAGGUAUUUGCACUAGUACACUGUCUUGAAAAAUCUAAUCCAAUUCCAAAAAUAACAGGCUGCAUGAGUAUUGGAACUGAUUUUAUGAUCCCAAUACUUUUACAGUAAAUCCAAGUACAGAUAAAUUUCCAUUUUUUUCUAUCAAAUCUAUAGGUUUUUACUUCACUGUUUUUUCUCAGUUCUACAGCGCCUUUUCCUUGAAACCUCACAUCACUUGGGACUUCCCCAGCUUUGAAUAACUAGUGGUCUAGAAGUUUCAUAAAUUAAACUCUUGCACUCAGGUACCAUAUUCAGUUAAUUGGCUUUAACAAUUGCAUUUUCUAAGAGAGACUAUACCUGCAUCUGACUCCAGUCAGAUCUCCUUGAACUUCCCAAAAGCUUUUGAACUAAAUGAAGAAAAAUGUUGCUUCUGCGAAGUUAUGUUUUUUCCCCCACUCUGGUUGUAAACCUCCACAGUAUAAACAAGCAUCCAUUUAACUCUCCAGGAGAUGUAGACUGAAUUAAAGCAGUGGUUCUAGAAUGACUGACCUAAUUAAUUUUUAAAUCUCUUCACAAAAAUAGACCAAUACGCAUUUGCCACUACUUUGAAAUCCAAACACCGUUUUUAAAAACAAGCCUCACUUCUUUCAUCAUUAUUAGGAUGUCGUUGCCCAAAUCUGAUAGUAAACCCUUUAAUCCAGUAUCACAAGUGGUAGAAUGAUGUGUUUUUGGACCCAGACGUGCAAGAGGUAAAAUGCACAGAGUUGUUUAAAAGCAUGAGGUGAUCUUAUCACAACAAACAAAAUUCUUACAGGCCACUUGAGGAAAGGUGUUGGCUGUGGUUAGGGGCAUGAUGGGGGUGGGAAUGAUCGAUGGUUGGUCAGAUAUUGAAUUUCUUCACCCAAAGGGUGGUGUAUCUUUAGAAUUCUCGAGCCUGGGGGCUAUGCUGAUUCAACAUUGAGUAGAUUUGAGACUGAGGUUGAUGGAUUUCUAUCUAUUAAAAUGUUAAGGGGAAUAGUGCAGGAAAAUAGUUUUGAAGUAGAGGAUUAGCCAUGAUCUCAUUGAAUGGCGGAGCAGUCUCAAAUGACUGAAUAGCUUACAUCUGGUACUAAUCCUCAUAUUUUUAUUCAAAUUCUGUCUUUCAGCUAAAUCGUAACAGAUCUUAGUCAUAUACCCAUCUUAGUUUGUGAUCCUAACACUUAUCCAAAACAAAUUUUCAAUCUCCAUUUUUAAACUUACAACUUACCCCAACCUCUCAUGCUUUUUGGGGUGGAUUGCUCCUGAUUGCUUCUACUCUUUGAGUGAAGAGGUGCCUCCUGACAUCAAACCUGAACAGCUUGACCUUAACUUCAAGAUUCUGCUGUUGCCACAGGAGAAAAGUUUUACCCCUCUCUCUGCCCUUCAGAUUCCUUUAGUUAUCUUAAACAUAUCCAUUAGACCAGUCCUAAAUCUUGUAAACCAGCUUCUCCGGUCAAUGCAGAAUUCCUUAUUUGAUCCUUAUAGUUAUUCUGGUGAAUCUAUGCUGCACAUCCUCCAAGACCCAGUAUAUCCUUUCUGAAGUGCAGUGCCCAGAAAACUGAUUGACAUGUUCUAACUUGAAUGUGGCCAAAGCUUUAUACAACUGUGGCAUUGUAUUCCAGAUUUGAGAUUAAUGGCCAGUGUUCCAUUUAUUUUGUUUUUGUUGUUGCAUCUGUCUGCUAGCAUUUUGUGAUUUAUGUCCUUGGACCCAUAAAUAACUCUGUUCCUUCACAGUUCCUGGUUUCUCAAUAUAUAGAAAACACUCUGGUCAACUUUAGUUGGGGCCCAUAUUGAAUGUCAUUUGUGACAAGGGAGAGUAGGGAGCAACUGACUUCUGUUUAGUUUUCCCAGUUUGAAGUUUCUUGUAUGAACAUUGAUGAGAAAUCAAUGCAUGAUCCAUCUGCAAGUGGAAGAUACUGAGAGAAAAUGUUAAAACUUUUAAAUUUAUAUUGAAGUAUUUUGCAUUGUUUCUGAAUGUGCCUUCAUUUUGGAUCACCUUGGGAAUUCUCAAAAUUAGAGCAAACAUUUAAGCAAAUAGUGAGUUUAUAUGGAAAUUUAAUUGCCGAAUGGGAUAUAUCAGUAGCAUGUUUUGAAUUGUGUAUAUUAAAAUAUGCUUUUACUAUACAUUAAAUGUUUGUAAUAUGAUAAAUAUUAAGUCUAAUAACUGUUUACCUCAUGUAUGACUGGAUUGUAAUAGUAGAUCACAUUAUUAAAGUUACAUAGAAUUUACAGAAUAAAAACAGGCCAUUUGAUCUAGCUGGCCCAUGCAAACGCUCUACAUGAGCCUUCCACUGCUA
Messenger RNA from Stegostoma tigrinum, 4936 nucleotides. RefSeq names its product transmembrane O-mannosyltransferase targeting cadherins 4 (gene tmtc4). Gene Ontology annotation, molecular function: protein binding; mannosyltransferase activity. Gene Ontology annotation, cellular component: endoplasmic reticulum. The record is from RefSeq and is a predicted model, not a curated record. The coding region runs from base 161 to 2416 and encodes 751 amino acids. NCBI's taxonomy places the organism in Eukaryota, Metazoa, Chordata, Chondrichthyes, Orectolobiformes, Stegostomatidae. Gene Ontology annotation, biological process: endoplasmic reticulum unfolded protein response; protein O-linked glycosylation via mannose. The transcript has 18 exons.